This is a messenger RNA of Schistosoma haematobium, 6686 nucleotides long. Its product is annotated as Sperm flagellar protein 2, variant 2. The coding region runs from base 275 to 6370 and encodes 2031 amino acids. NCBI's taxonomy places the organism in Eukaryota, Metazoa, Platyhelminthes, Trematoda, Strigeidida, Schistosomatidae. The record is from RefSeq and is a predicted model, not a curated record. The transcript has 30 exons.
CAUAAUAUGAAUAUUUUUUGUCUACAAUAAUGUCAAGUAUAAUUUAUUCUUGGGUGUCACAUGAGUUGAACCUACAUGGUUAGCUGUAUUCUUCAUUGUGCAAUAUCUCCAUUUUAUAGGUCAGCCACUGGAGAAGUUAUUUGCAAACGGUUACUUUUUGGGAAAACUUUUGCACAAAUAUAACAAAUUUCAGAAAUUCUAUCUCCUGAAAAAUUCCAGCUCGCCGGAAUCGAUCAUUCAAAAUUAUUCCUACCUCCGAUCAGCACUCCACGAAAUGGGAAUAAAUAUUGAUGCACACCUAAGCCAUGACAUAAUCACCGAAAAACCUGGCAGUAUACACCAAGUUCUGUACCAGAUUUACGUUAUUUUAAGUGGUGUUGAUGGUUUCAACCGAUGUGAUACCAUCGACUUCAGUAAUUUCGAGCAUACACAACUGAAUACUCUCCAAAAUCUAUCUUACAAGAACCAACUAAAGCAACUAAUUCCGAGACAAUCCGAUGUUAGUUUGGCGCAAAUUCUGUCACGUUAUGAACGACAAAUGAAAAUAAAUGAGAAGCGAAUUAAAGAGGCUGAUUUAAUGGAUACAUUAGAGAAAGAUGCUCUCGUCCAAAAACGUCGAAAUUCAAGACUUCAAAGAAGUCGUGACUUGCGUAUGAUGCAAUCUGAAUUAAUGGCCAAAUUAGAAGCAUCUAUCAUCAAUUUACCACGAUCUGUUCGGAACAAACUAACAACUAAAAGCAUGGACAGGCAACAAUCCAAGCAAACACAUACAAAUAGUGUCAGUUUAAAAGAAUUGGAUGAAUUUGACUCGCGUAAAGAGAAAUGUGAACUGUAUAACGGCGAUGUAUCAAAAACAGGAGAUAAAUCUAGCGAACAAUUAAGUCCAAAUUUAACACUUAACACCUCAACAGACGAUUUUAAUAAAACGACAAUGAAUUAUAUGAAACAAAUUCAUAAAAGAGUUCACGAAGAAAAAAAAGCAAUAUAUGAGCGUCAAAAAAGAAGGAGACGAGUUAUUAUGGAUAUACUGGAAGCAAAUCACAUCCGACAAGAGGAAAUCAGAUCAGAGCAAAUUGUGCAACGAUUAUCACGUCAGUCUCACUUAGAAAGUCGUAUUUCUGUACAAUUAGAACAAAUUAAACAAGAAAAAUCAAUAAUUUUGGAAAAUCGUCUUGAACGAGAGCGACAAUAUGAAACUAGAAGAGAAUUAGAGUUUCAAUUAGCAAUGGAUCAUGAAAGAGAAAUGCUGCUUCAACAAAAAAAGGAAGAAAAAGACAAACUUACAAUAUUAAAACAACUUUGGUUUGAACAAAAAGCUAAACGACAACAAGCUUCUUAUAAGCGUCAUUAUGAAUUUAUUCAAAACGAUAUCAUACCAUUAUUAUUACAAUUUGUUAUGAAUGUUGCUGAAUAUCGGAUGUUCACAGGGAAGCUAAUUCCAUUAAGACUUUUCCGUCAAUGGAAAAUCGAAUUCGUAAACGGUCUGUUAGUGAACGACACAUCAUCAACAGAGGAUCAGGCAGACGAUCCUGUUGAAGAAGAAAUGUCGAAUGUGGCUAACCAACUUAAAUUAGAAAAGAAUCAAAUCAUCGAAGAUCAACAAGAAUUACUAGAUGAUUGUGAUUUGGAUGAGUAUCAAAAUCUUACUGGCGAUUGGGACCUAGAAAAAAUUGGUACACUCUCUAUGAAAUCAUUGCCGAAUGACUUAAUUCCGCAUGUACAAGGUAAACCAGUUGAAUGGAUCGACUUCAAAGAUGAAUGUAAAACAAGCGAAUUCAAACUACCAAAUGAUAUCAAUCUAAUAAAAACCAAUCCAGUUUUAGAAUGGAUAAUUAAACGUUUAUAUAAACUUAAUUUUCCUCCAACCACUGAAUCAAAUAAAACAGAUUUACCGGAAUUCCCGAUUAAAUUAGCACUACUUGGUAAACCUUUAAGUGGCAAAACAACUAUAAUAAGCCAGUUAGAAAAGAAUAAUAGAUGUGUUGGAAUCAAUCCAUACAAACUUAUAGAAGAGGCAUUAAAAGCUUAUGAAACUAAAGAAACUGACGAAUGUUCCAAUACACCCAUUGAAAGUUCUGAAUUAGCUGAAACAGAAACCUCUUCAACGGUCACACUGUCAGCUAAAGCGAAACUCGGUGAAAUGUUAUGGAAUGAACUAAAAGUUGGAAAAGAAAUCUCUGACGAUCUUUUAGUUGACUUAGUAUACGAAAAAGUCAAAACUCUUGAACCAACAACUGGUUUUAUACUAGAUGGAUUUCCAACAAAUUACAAUCAAGCUAAAUUGCUGGAACAAAAAUUAACCGGAAACACAACGGUAACGGAUAACAACCCAUCGAACAACAUUUCACUACUUCUAGACGUACAAAACUCAACAGAUUCGAAGUUAAACAAUGGUUUAGAUUUGAUUAUUUUACUAGAUAUAUCAGAUGAAUUAAUUUUAAAACGUAUAGCACAUACAACAUUAUCCAAAACAGUAUUGAAUGAUUCUUUGACAAAAUACACAACCGCUGAAGAAAUACCAUACAAUAACAAAGUUGAUAUACAAACGAAUACAUCAUCUAAUCAAAUUCAUUCUAUGAAUAUUAAUUCAGAAAUGGACGAAAAUCAGAAUUCAACUUAUUCCAAUAAUUUUAAUUAUUCUUCAUACAUUUUACAAGAAACACAGGGUAAUAUACCGGAACGGUUAGUUAAUUUCAUUCAAUCUUGGCCAAAAUUGUAUAAAUUUUAUCAAAAACAAAAUUCAAAUUUAUGCGUUGUUCAUUUAACAGAUUUAUUACAUAAUACAAAAUUUUAUCAUUAUGAUUUAGAAAAUAAUGAUGAAUCGAUGAAAUUAGCUGUUUAUUUAGAAAUUGAAAGACAAAUUGAAGGAUUUAUAAAACAUAAAGAAAACAUCUCUUUAGUUAAAACAAAGCCUAUUGAACAGAUGGAAUUCAUUGGAAACGAUCCAACUGUUGUAAUAAAUGUUGGUGAAAAUACUGAGAAGGAGAAUGAUGAUGAGAAAGAGACAGACAGUAGACGUACAUUGUUUGCAAGUUCUACCAUAGGAUCAACUGAUAAUGAUGAUCAAAAUGAUCAUAUUAAUAAAAAAUCAGAUUUACAGGAUUAUAACAUGAAAGACGACAAGUUGAAAGCUAGAGAUGGUAGCACUAACUCACUACGUUCGAUUCAACGUCCUGUAACAGCUAAAACUUCAUCUAGUGGUAAAAACUCUACAACUUCUAGGCAAAGUAAUCGUAGUAAAAAAGAGGGAAGUGCUGAAAGUCAAAGAAAAACAGUGGGAAGUAGAUCUCCAUCAGCAGGACGAAGUACCAAAGACAGACGAAUAAAUUCAAAUGAUCGUGACAAACAAUUGGAAUCAGUUCAAAAAGAUAAAUCAAGGAGUCGUUCUGGUAGCGAAAAGAAACAAUCAAAGAAAACGAAGUUGAAAUCUACUGAUUCACCUCAAUCAAUUAAGGAAAAUAAUAAAGAACAAACGGUUACUUCACAGCCAGAUUUGCCACAACCUGGUGAUGAAAAUUAUCAAUUCGUCGAGUUGCCAGUUAUGAAUGAAUCCGCCCAUAUAUUAUGGAAAUUAUGGGAUAGGACGGAAACUAUAUACAAUCAGAAUUUGAAGUCGAUUUUCCGCCAAAUGCGUUAUCUAAAUUCAAAUAUUAUACCACAUAUGUAUCACAUUAAACAACAGUUUUAUAACUAUUUAUACAGACCUGAUUCGAAACAACAUUUCCUUAACCAAUUCAUUAGUACAUUUAAUUCUCUAAUGAAUGAAAUGCGUUCAGAUAAAGAGACCAAAGCUGAUUUACAUUGUCGAACAGAUGAUCUGCGUGAUACUUUAUAUGAAAUCAUUGAUGAAACAAAACAAGCUAAUGAAGAUCGUUUGAAAAUUCUACUUGAUAUACCUGGUUGGUUUACAGAUCAUCAAAGAUUGUUGAUUAAUUUAUAUUUAUCAUUAUUUCAAAUUGAAUUAACACGUUUUCAAGAGAAUGCACAAUUAAUAAAGGAUUAUUAUAACGUUAUGGAAGCUAGACCUCAAACAGUUGAAAAUGAAUCGAUUCAAGCUUUAGCGGGAACAAUCGACGCAAGUCACAUUGAAUAUACACGAAUACCAUUAAUUAAACUUCCUGAUGAAAUUGUCGAAAAUGAUGAUAGUUCCGGAUCGCGUAAAAGUACAUCAACAAGACAAAAUUCUUCGAGGUCUAGUUCAAAUAAAUUGAAUAAAUCAAAAUUAACGGAUUCAGGCAACACUGUUUUGUCAAAAUAUUCAACUCCAAUUGAUACGAAAUUUGAAAUUUUACCGAGUGAAUUUCGUAGUCAAAUUAAUUUAUUGAAUCAGAAUUCAUCAUUACAAGAAAUAUUUGCAGCAUUUAGUAAAAAUGGUUUACCUUUGAUUAGUCAGACUAUUUCAACCAAUCCACCAAAUCAAAAAGGAGCCAAAUCUGGUGCUGUUAAAGCAAAUUCAAUUCAAGAAAAAGUGACCCUGGCAAAUCCAACUAAUCUUCUUCUAGACAAACCGACUCCAUCUACAGAUCCAUCAAUUCAAUUCUUAUAUAAUGUUUUUUUAGGUGUUAUGCAAACUAUUUUGAAUCAGGUACAAACAGAACGGAAGUCUAGAGCGAGUGAAGCUAUGUUGGAUGGUUAUACAGUGGAGUUAUUGCUUAAGCCUACAGAUACAAAAGGUGGCAAAUUAAGUUCAGCAGAUAAAAAUAAAGGUGGGCAACCUCGUAAAGGACAAAGAAAAUCGGUGGUACCUAAGGAAAAGGGAUCUAAACCUGAUGAACAAGCAACUACUCCAGUAGAACUAACUGAAGAAGAUCAAAAGGCUAGAGAAGUUAGGCAGCAUAUUAGAGAAGAACAUAUAGCUGCGCUAGAAAAAGAAGCCGCUAAAACUGCCUUUCGCUUAACAAUAAUAAGGGCUCAAGGAUCAGCCGUUCUAUCAGAUUUACAGGAAAAGUUUUCCCAGUUAAGGCAAUUUAUGACAGACUGUAUUGGAAUUAGAACACUCAAAGAACAUGAUGCUGUGAAUAACGCACUUGAAGUUAUUCGAUAUAUGAUUGAAAAAGAACAGAAACUUCCAGAAAAAAUGAUAUUAGACGGUGAACAAUUUUACAUUGAUGAAAGUGGUACUACUUCACCUAUUUCUAAUGAUUCAUUAUUGAUGGAAAAACUUCGAAUUAAUUCACCAGUUAUAAAUAAACCAAUUGAAUCCGAACCCCAAUAUUUUAAUCUUAGUCAUUUAAAAUAUCUAUAUGAUAAAUUUUCAACUCUUAGCCAAACAGGAUGUAUUGACGUUGUUAAUUUUCAAAGUAUAUUGAAACCAAUGCUUACAGAACGUUUUACUGAACUAACUGGCUCAUGUUCUACCGACACAUUAAAUGAAUUGUUAACAUGUAUUGUUUAUAAGUAUCGUUUAUUAUUUCAAACAAAUUCUGUAAAAAACCCGAUUACUACUGAUAAUAACGAUUUGAUUAAAGUAAACAAUAUACAUGAAAAACAAGUUUAUUACAUUGAUUGGCGUCAAUUUUUAUUAGCGGCUUGUCAGCCAGCUAUUACAUAUCAUCAUUCCACUGUAAUUACGCAAUCAAGUCUAGUGGAACUAUCACAAAGACUCAUGGAAUUAGAUCAAUCAGCCAAACACGAAAAUUUACUCAAUGUAAAAGUUACUCGAGCUCAAUUUCAAUUCGCUUCAUUUAAAUGGUUUCCAGUUGGAGUAAAGCAUUAUGAAGAAUUGCAUGAUUUCAUAUUCAGUAUGUUCACAAAGAAAGUUAUUCAAUCAAGAAUCAACGGAACGUAUCCUAAGACUGAUUCACAGAAUACAGAAACCUAUAUCAACUCUCAAAAUUACAAAACAUUGUCAAUGGAAGAAACAGUCGAUUGCUCAGAUCUUCUACUAAAUAUAUCACUUAUUCAAGUAAAAUCUCCUUAUGUCGGCUUUCUACGUUGUUUAUCAACACUUCUUGGAAGACAUGUUCCAUAUAUAUCUGUUCACAACCAACUAAUAGUAGAUCGCUGUGAUAUAGAAUACGAAGGAGUACCACAGGAUUGUCCUGAUAAUCCUAUACCUAAAGAAAUUUUGGAAAAGAUUUUAAGCUUUGGUCUAGUUAAUACAAACCAGUGUCGAACUAUUCAUGAUGAUCUGGAAACGUUUCAAGUUUUGGAUGCGUCUGAACCAGGGAAUUCCCUUAUAUCAGACAAACUUCAAGAUAUAUUUACGAGUCUUGAAAGUAAUGGUCAAUCAUCAACACUCAAGAAUUUAUUACAUAAUAUACAUUUUCAAAAUUUAUUGAUCAGUUCAUUAACACAAUUCAAAGGAAUAGCACCGUUUUCAGAGCCAUGGAUAACAGCAUUACAAACUUACUUUAAUAAUUCAUUUUAAUUAUAGAAAAGAUGAAACAAUUUAAAGGACAUCAAUGGCAAGACAAAUUAUCAACAACUUUCUGAACCAAUAUUGAAAAGCAUGAGUUUUUUUUCUAAUCUUCACAUGUUAUUUUCACUUUAUUUAUUAUGGCAAAUUAUUUCAAUAAGAAGUUGUGCUACAUUUUCGGAUUAUCAAGGACAAUUUUUGCUAUUGUCACCAUUAUUCUACUAUAUACGCUCUCGUUUCUCUAAAGCAUUGUAGUAAACUUUUUUUGAAUUUCAAAACAAAUACAAAUAUGGUGACGAUUUUCUAAACAGAUAUAUUACAAUAUAUC